GCGGCGGACGGGCGGGCGCUUUGCGGUUUGAAUGGCUACCGGCCCGGUCCCACAGCUCACCUGAGGACUAGCAUCUCAGGGGUGCGCUAUGCCGUCGGGAAGCGACCAGUCGCCGCCGCCCCCGCCUGUGCCCCCGGCGGCUGCGGCCUCCGAUGAGGAGGAGGACGAGGACGGCGAGGCGGAGGACACCGCGCAGUCGGCCGGGUCGCCGACCCCGCAGAUCCAGCAGCGGUUCGACGAGCUGUGCAGCCGCCUCAACAUGGACGAGGCGGCGCGGGCCGAGGCCUGGGACAGCUACCGGAGCAUGAGCGAGAGCUACACCUUGGAGGGAAAUGAUCUUCACUGGUUAGCUUGUGCCUUAUAUGUGGCUUGCAGAAAAUCUGUUCCAACUGUAAGCAAAGGGACAGUUGAAGGAAACUAUGUAUCUUUAACUAGAAUCCUGCGAUGUUCAGAGCAGAGCCUAAUAGAAUUUUUUAACAAGAUGAAGAAGUGGGAAGACAUGGCAAAUCUACCACCACACUUCAGAGAACGUACUGAGAGAUUAGAAAGGAACUUCACUGUUUCUGCGGUAAUUUUUAAGAAAUAUGAACCCAUUUUUCAGGACAUUUUUAAAUAUCCUCAAGAGGAGCAACCUCGUCAACAAAGAGGAAGAAAACAGCGGCGACAGCCCUGUACGGUGUCUGAAAUUUUCCAUUUUUGUUGGGUGCUUUUUAUAUAUGCAAAAGGUAAUUUCCCCAUGAUUAGUGAUGAUUUGGUCAAUUCUUACCAUCUUCUGUUAUGUGCUUUGGACUUAGUUUAUGGCAAUGCCCUUCAGUGUUCCCAUCGUAAAGAACUUGUGAACCCAAAUUUUAAAGGCUUAUCUGAAGAUUUUCAUGCUAAGGAUUAUAAACCUUCCUCUGACCCACCUUGUGUCAUUGAGAAACUCUGUUCCUUACAUGAUGGCCUGGUUUUGGAAGCAAAGGGAAUAAAGGAACAUUUUUGGAAGCCUUAUAUUAGGAAACUUUAUGAAAAAAAGCUACUUAAGGGAAAAGAAGAAAAUCUUACUGGGUUUUUAGACCCUGGGAAUUUUGGCGAGAGCUUUAAAGCCAUCAAUAAAGCCUAUGAGGAGUAUGUUCUAUCUGUUGGGAAUUUAGAUGAACGUGUAUUUCUUGGAGAGGAUGCUGAGGAGGAAAUUGGAACUCUCUCGAGGUGUCUGAACACUGGUUCAGGAACAGAGACUGCUGAAAGGGUGCAGAUGAAAAACAUAUUACAGCAACAUUUUGACAAGUCCAAAGCACUUAGAAUCUCCACACCACUUACUGGUGUGAGAUACAUUAAGGAGAACAGUCCUUGUGUGACCCCAGUUUCUACAGCAACACACAGCUUGAGUCGUCUGCAUACGAUGCUGACAGGCCUCAAGAAUGCACCAAGUGAGAAACUGGAACAGAUUCUGAGGACAUGUUCCAGAGAUCCAACCCAGGCUAUUGCUAACAGGUUGAAAGAAAUGUAUGAAAUGUAUUCUCAGCAUUCCCAGCCAGAUGAGGACUUUAAUAAUUGUGCUAAAGAAACGGCCAGCAAACAUUUUCGUUUUGCAGAAAUGCUUUACUAUAAAGUAUUAGAAUCUGUUAUUGAACAAGAACAAAAAAGACUGGGAGACAUGGAUUUAUCUGGUAUUCUGGAACAAGAUGCAUUCCACAGAUCACUCUUGGCCUGCUGCCUUGAGGUCGUCACUUUUUCUUAUAAGCCUCCUGGGAAUUUUCCAUUUAUUACUGAAAUAUUUGAUGUGCCACUUUAUCAUUUUUAUAAGGUGAUAGAAGUAUUCAUUAGAGCAGAAGAUGGCCUCUGUAGAGAAGUGGUGAAACACCUUAAUCAGAUUGAAGAACAAAUCUUAGAUCAUUUGGCGUGGAAAUCAGACUCCCCACUCUGGGAUAGAAUUAGAGACAAUGAAAACAGAGUUCCUGCAUGUGAAGAGGUCAUGCCACCACAGAAUCUGGAAAGAGCUGAUGAAAUUUGUAUUACUGGUUCCCCUUUGACUCCCAGAAGGGUGAGUGAAGUUCGUGCUGAUACUGCAGGACUUGGAAGAAGCAUAACCUCUCCAACUACAUUAUAUGACCGGUACAGCUCCCCAACAGCCAGCACUACCAGAAGGCGGCUAUUUGUUGACAAUGACAGCCCCUCUGAUGGAGGGACACCUGGGCGCAUUCCUCCACAGCCCCUCGUCAAUGCCGUCCCCAUGCAAAAUGUAUCUGGGGAGCCGGUUUCUGUCACACCAGUUCCUGGACAGACCUUGGUCACCAUGGCAACAGCCACCGUCACAGCCAACAAUGGACAAACAGUGACCAUUCCUGUACAAGGUAUUGCCAAUGAAAAUGGAGGGAUAACAUUCUUCCCAGUCCAAGUCAAUGUUGGGGGACAGGCACAAACUGUGGCUGGCUCUCUCCAGCCUCUCAGUGCUCAGGCCCUGGCCGGAAGUCUGAACUCUCACCAGGUGACAGGAACAACUUUGCAAGUUCCUGGCCAGGUGGCCAUUCAGCAAAUUUCCCCAGGUGGACAACCCCCGAAACAAGGCCAGCCUUUAACCAGCAGCAAUAUUAGACCCAGGAAGACCAGUUCUUUAUCACUUUUCUUUAGAAAGGUUUAUCAUUUAGCAGGUGUCCGCCUUCGAGAUCUUUGUGCUAAACUAGAUAUUUCAGAUGAACUGAGGAAAAAAAUCUGGACCUGCUUUGAAUUCUCCAUAAUUCAAUGUCCUGAACUUAUGAUGGACAGACAUCUGGACCAGCUGUUAAUGUGCGCCAUUUAUGUGAUGGCCAAGGUGACAAAAGACGACAGGUCCUUCCAGAAUAUCAUGCGUUGUUACAGGACUCAGCCACAGGCUCGGAGCCAGGUAUAUAGAAGUGUUUUGAUAAAAGGGAAAAGAAAAAGAAGAAAUUCUGGCAGCAGUGAUAGCAGAAGCCAUCAGAAUUCCCCAACAGAGCUGAACAGAGACAGAACCAGCAGAGACUCGAGUCCUGUCAUGAGGUCAAGCAGCACACUGCCUGUCCCACAGCCUAGCAGUGCUCCCCCUACACCCACCCGCCUCACCGGCGCCAACAGUGACAUGGAAGAGGAGGAGAGGGGAGACCUCAUCCAGUUCUACAACAACGUCUACAUAAAGCAGAUUAAAACAUUUGCCAUGAAAUAUUCACAGGCAAACGUGAUGGAUGCGCCUCCACUGUCUCCCUACCCAUUUGUAAGAACAGGCUCUCCUCGCCGAAUACAGUUGUCUCAAAAUCAUCCUGUCUACAUUUCCCCACAUAAAAAUGAAACGAUGCUUACUCCUCGAGAAAAGAUUUUCUACUACUUCAGCAACAGCCCAUCAAAGAGACUGAGAGAAAUUAACAGUAUGAUACGAACAGGAGAAACUCCAACUAAAAAGAGAGGUAUUCUUCUGGAAGAUGGAAGUGAAUCACCUGCAAAACGAAUUUGCCCAGAAAAUCAUUCUGCCUUAUUACGCCGUCUCCAAGAUGUAGCUAACGACCGAGGUUCCCACUGAGGUCAGUCUCUUGUAUUUAAACUGUCUCUGCACAAACCUGAGGUAGUAGCAUCAUUUAAUGCAUGCUACUUUAUGGACCCCCUUUCCUUAACCCAGCCAGUCAGCUGGAACCUGUUAGAAACAUGAGGAGUGGACUUAAUCCCUCUGGUAGCCUUAGGAGAUUCUUAUUCAUUUCACCUGUUCCCUACCAUUCAGCACUCACCAUUAUCACUGCUUAGAAUCCAAAGUUGGAUUCUUCACCCUUUGGCAAAGCUUUUAUGAGCACUGCCGGGGAGUAAAGUCUGCUCAAAUCUGAGCAUGAGAGGCGUCUGAUGACAGCUCUGGCAGAGGAACUCUGCAGUUCAUUCCAGCCUGUUGCUGGUCAGCUCUAGUCCUCCUGAAAUAGAAAAAAAGGAGACUGCCCAGGUCUGGAGGGCCUAGGCCACCAGCCGAAGGCUCUUGUCCCCUGUGCACUUCUUCCCUUGUCCCAUGAGGCGUGGUGCGGUGUGAAAAGCGCUUGUUCAGUUGUGCAAUGUCUGAGUGGCGGCACUUUAGGGCUGUAAAAUGCAUGAUUUUGUACCCCUUAUUUUGCUGUAUAUUUGUGAUGGCACUUUCUACAAUGUGAACUUUAUUAAGUACAAAACUUUUAGACUAAACAUUCAAUAUUUUCCUUUAUGCUUUUGUACUUUUUUAAAACUGUUAAAGCCCCACUAGCCACCUUUUGGGCAUGUGUUUUAAAUUCUCCAGUUUUUUGUUGUUAUGUAGGGAUGAGAUGGCUGAGUGAAGAUUUUUAAAUCAAGUUAGACUGAGGAAAGUAAUAUGAAAAAUUAUGACCUCUUCCUUUGGGAGGUAGUUAUCCAAAAGAUGUGUCUGUUAAGGUGAUAUAUUUCAAAGUGUCUUUGGGCAUGUCCCUAGCAGUUUAAAAAAACUGAUUGGAGAAUUUCAGUUUUUAUUAUUACACAGUACCAUUUAUACAAAUUAGAAAAUGUUAUUUAACAGCUAUUGAAUUAUCUGUAUAUAUCUUUAUUAAUCACUAUUGUUCCAGCAGUUUUAAAGUUGAAUUAAUAAUCUUAUUAGGGAAAAAAUUCAAUUGUAAAUUGAAUCGGUAUAAAACAAAGUUACUAGGUAACUUCAUAAUGCUCUAAAGGAAAUACGGAACUCCCACUAUUCAGUUAGAAUAGUGUUCUACAAAAAUAUUUAUAAAACCUCUCAACGUACUUACUGCUACUGUAAUUUUAUAUGAAAAUAACUAUUUUUCAAUAAAGCAUUUAUAAAUUA
Lepus europaeus (European hare) is the source of this 4768-nucleotide messenger RNA. RefSeq names its product RB transcriptional corepressor like 2 (gene RBL2). The record is from RefSeq and is a predicted model, not a curated record. Gene Ontology annotation, cellular component: transcription regulator complex; nucleus; chromatin. Gene Ontology annotation, biological process: cell differentiation; negative regulation of G1/S transition of mitotic cell cycle; regulation of transcription by RNA polymerase II. The transcript has 22 exons. The coding region runs from base 89 to 3511 and encodes 1140 amino acids. NCBI's taxonomy places the organism in Eukaryota, Metazoa, Chordata, Mammalia, Lagomorpha, Leporidae. Gene Ontology annotation, molecular function: RNA polymerase II transcription regulatory region sequence-specific DNA binding.